AUGGACGACAAGUCAUUCACUAAGGAGUUGGAUGGGUGGAUUGAGCAACUCGGCGAAUGCAAGCAGCUCUCGGAAAACCAAGUCAAAGCCCUUUGCGAGAAGGUAAUUGUAACCCAUUUCAUUCGAAUGAUCUUGUAAGCCCGUAACUAAGCUAGUUUGCCGGCUAGCAUUAGCUAACUGUUAAACAACUAUCUUAAAUUGCUCAUUGGUCUGAACACGGUUAAUUUCUCCAACGACGUUUGUAUGCUACUGCUAGUUAGUUAUCACUAGCUAACUAGCUAACUACAUUAUUCUGAAAAUGGCGGCGGAGCUGCCUAUUGCCAUUGCAUUCACUGUGGAGUUGGCAGACAUGCAUUGACUGAGUACUGUAGUUUACUUGUAGGAUGUAAGGAGCAUUGAUGUUGUAUUUUUAUAUGAAUGUGUUUGGACAUUUCAGUUUGAUAUCCUUGCUGAUCUUACUCUCUGUUCUUGCUUGUUGCAGUUGCCCCUUGGGUAUCAACUACUGUAUAUAGUUACAGCUUAAAAAUAUGCAUCAUAUGCAUUUUGUAAAUACUCAAACAAGAAAUAACAUACACACACCCGAACUUGUGCUCUGUAUCCCGGAUUUCCCCCAUCCUCUGACUAAAGCCCUAACCCCAAACUCCUCUCCUCCUUUCCAGGCCAAAGAGAUCCUGACGAAGGAGUCUAAUGUGCAGGAGGUGAGAUGUCCGGUCACUGUGUGCGGAGAUGUCCACGGUCAGUUCCAUGACUUGGUAGAGCUGUUUAAAAUCGGAGGGAAGUCUCCGGACACCAACUACCUCUUCAUGGGAGACUACGUGGACAGGGGCUACUACUCUGUAGAGACUGUCAGCCUCCUGGUAUCUCUCAAGGUAAACAUAGCCAAAUGUUUUAGAGCAGGGAUGGGCAAUUUUAAUGGGUUUGAAUCCAAAUUCAUCAUGAGGGGCUGCAGUGGCCUUGCCUGACGACUCAAAUGGAAUUCUUCCGCUGCUCUAAAGUUCGCUACAUACUUCAGUCUGAGACUGCCGUCAUUGAAGUUGUUUGUGGUGACAUCAAAAUGAGAAGUAUUGUACAAAACAAAGUAAUCAGCGAUUGGAUCAUCUCUAACCAAUUCGAGUAGCAAAACCAAUGAUACAUUUUCAAACCUCCACUUUACCCACUUGUGUUCUGGCUCUGGCCCAACCCAUCCGUUUCUGGGACCAAUCAGAACAGUUAGAAUGUUUUUCCGUUCUAGAAUUCGUUGUGGAGGUACUCGGAUCCAGACCCAUUGCAGAGGAAAACGCGCAUCCGUGGGCGUGGCGUAGCGUUUGGGUAGCCAGGCAAGCAGUGUCUUGCAGCUCUGCAUACCCACAUCCAUACCCACAUCCAUACCCACAUCCAUACCCACACAUGUAGUCAGAGCCGACCCUAGCCUUUUGGAGGCCCUAAGUAACAUUUUGUUUGAUAUAGAUUUUAUGGAGGGGGGUGGAUUGAAACGCGGGCCUACAAAAUACCCUCGGUCCGCCAGCUGCCCAUCCCUGUUUUAGAGUACACUCUGAAAUAGCUUUGGCCGAUUCCUCUCUGAUAUUGCCUAGUUUUUCCACAGGGAAAAACCACAACGAGGUUAAAACUCAAAACGGGUAGAGGAGGACAGUAAGUCUACAGGGAGGACAGGACAGCCUUCUGAUAUAACACAGGAUAAGAUUUACUGCUGCUACUGUAAAUGUCAUCGUCAACCUUAAACCAUGUCUGGUUUGACGUGAGAACAGAAGGUGCAGUCACCUGAUUGUAAUGUGUGUUGUUAUGCGCUUGUUGUCCCACCCAGAGAUGUGUUCAUCAUUUUGUUUUGUUUUUCAGGUUAGGUACCGUGAGCGAAUCACAAUCCUUCGAGGGAACCACGAGAGCAGACAGAUCACCCAGGUGUACGGCUUCUACGACGAGUGUUUAAGGAAAUACGGAAACGCCAACGUCUGGAAGUACUUCACAGACUUAUUUGACUAUCUGCCCCUCACUGCCCUGGUAGAUAACCAGGUGAGAUAUUAGUUGUUAAAGGUGCAUUAUGCAGAAAUUUCCUGGUUGCUAAAAUUCUAAUAGUUUAUUUGACAAAACAAGCAGUCAUUGUGUAGAGAAUCAUUGUUCCAUCUAAACCACUGUGAAAUAUAUUUUCCAUAACCAAAAAUAUUGUAUUUUCAGCUGUUUGAAGCCGAAAAUAAAAGACGCAAAAGCUAAACUUAAGAACAGGAAGCAUAGAAAUAGUGCACAUAGAACAGAUCUACCGCUUCUUAGACUCUGUGAAUUUGGUCAGGUCGCCCAAAAAGUUACAUAUUGCAGCUUUAAUGUAUCACUUUAAUUUAUUUAUUAGUGGAAGCGUUACAUAAGUGUCUUUGUUUGGGUCCUUGAAGAGCGCUAUAUAAAACUAAUGUAUUAUUAGUAUCACUUAUGAAAGAGAGAGGAGAUUCAGCAAUACUUGGGAGGACACUGGAAUUCAAUAAAAAAAAGCUUUUUAUUGCUAAAAGUAGAACCAACGCUUUUGACCAUCAAAACCACUAUGAAGGCCAAAAGCCGAAACACGUUGGUUCUACUUUUAGCAAUAAAUAAGCUUUUAAAUUUUUUUUAAAUUCCAUUAUCCUCCCAAGUGUUGCUGAAUAUCCUCUCUCCUUCAGUUUGUCCUCAAUUCAUGCACCUUGGUUGGAAAGAGAGGUAGCGGCAGUGAUCCCUUCCCUUAUGAGUAUUGUUAUUAAAAAACCAUGCAAUUCAGCAGCAAUGUGCUGUAGAGUACAGGUCUUAAAAGUAAUUGAUUUGGACAUUUACAACACAAUGUUCAUAUGCAUCUGUUACUGAUGUUUUUAUAGCAAUAACACAAUGUCAGAUGGAAAUGUAAAGCCUAAAUGAUUGAUUUUUGUUCUAACCAUCACAUAUUUUAGAUGGAAAUGUCUAAUGGACUUGUCGUUCCUCUGCAGAUCUUCUGUCUCCACGGUGGGUUGUCCCCCUCAAUAGACACACUGGAACACAUCCGAGCGCUGGAUCGCUUACAGGAGGUUCCUCAUGAGGUCAGCGCACUUCCACGUGCCUAGAAACCACGUCCAAUCUCCAUACUACCGUGCCAGUUAGAAUGCAUGCCCAAUGUGUCGUUUCAUAGUAUUGACUUAAACCUCUUGGCCCCCCUUGGGAGCGUAGGGUGUCAACCAUGGCUCUCCACCUCACUCACUUCUGUGUGAGGGCUUUUGCCUCUAGCCAAGAGAUGCCUGCUUUCUUCAGUUCCUGUAGAGUGGAGCGUCUCCAGUGGUUUAGCGUUUCAUAGAAUGCUAGUGUGGAUAUUGAACCAAUGGAGUCUGUAAGCCCUGACAUUGUAUAUCAGCUAGUUAAUCGGUUCCAUGGAUUUCUGGCCAACCAGUCACUACUCAUCUCACAGUUGUAAUAUGUGCGCACACACAAUGCCUUCGAUCACAUCAUGUGGUGACGCUCCAAGUGUUGCAGCCUGACCUCACCAAUAUGGCCACCUUAUUCACAUCAUGUGGUGUUCACAGUAUUGUUGACCUUACUAAAAUGGCCACCGUCUCCCUCCCUCCCUCCUCCAGGGUCCGAUGUGUGACCUGCUGUGGUCAGACCCUGAUGACCGUGGUGGCUGGGGCAUCUCUCCCCGCGGUGCCGGCUACACCUUUGGACAGGACAUCUCAGAGACCUUCAACCAUGCUAACGGACUCACCCUGGUCUCCAGAGCUCACCAGCUGGUCAUGGAGGUACAUUGGGACAUUUCACCCUCUAAGGACUUAUUAAAUGCACAUUUAAAAUGUACACCAGUUAGCCUGAUGAAGAUGGGCCGUGGUUGAGUCAUUGCUACGUUGAAACUGAGUCUGAGGGCAGAAAACAGCGUGCAGGUAUUCUCAUGUUUCUUCAUAAUGAAAUGUGCCAAUAUGCACAAUCCCUUCAGUGCAGGGUGAUUUAUCAAGCCUCGCAUUCACCAAGAUCCACAGCAUAUAACUGUGUUUUGACUAGCCUUGUCCCAAGAUGUCUAUCCUUUUUUCUAAAAUACUGAAAAUUAUAUAAUCUUUGACCAAAAUGUAGACAUUGUCCUGUUUGCAUGAUGUAAUGAUCGUUUUGCACUUUGUGUCUUGUUCCUAGAUUUACUGAAUGUUUGUUUUUUGACAGGGUUAUAACUGGUGCCAUGACCGUAAUGUAGUGACCAUCUUCAGUGCACCCAAUUACUGCUAUCGCUGUGGAAACCAGGCCGCCAUCAUGGAGCUGGAUGACACGCUCAAGUACUCCUUGUAAGUAUUCACUUCAAAAUGUGUUUACUAAAAAAUAAAUCCACUUGUGAAUAAAAUUGGAAAUUGUUACGAGUAGAUAAGAAAAGGAAGCUUGCUAACUUAUUUAUCUUGAUUCAUGAAAUAAAACGAACCCUCCUAUUAGAUCUAAAAAUCGCUCAAAAGCAUCAUAUCAGAUAUAAAUGUGACUGUCUUUUUGUUUCUGGUCCAGCCUUCAGUUCGACCCCGCCCCUCGCAGAGGAGAGCCCCAUGUGACCCGCCGCACUCCUGACUACUUCCUGUAAAAGAUCCCACUUCCUGUAAAGCAUUGCUGUCGAAUCUUCUUAGUCAAGAAGGUGGGAAAAGGGAGCGACCCACCAUCGGUAUAGAGUUGUGACAAAUUUAAGCAUCCAUCUAUCCAUGGACCAAAAUGUGUGCCAUCAUUACCAAUGCAAAAGGAGAAAAAAAUGUCACAUUCAUCUUUAAAGAAGACCACACAACCUACACCCACCACAGUCCCGUUCCUACUCUCUGUGCAUGACGUUGUAUUUAUAUCUCUGAAAAUGAUUCUUCAUGAUAAAGAUUACAGUGGCUGUGUAGUGCACUAUAUAGGGAUAGGGUGCCAUUUUGGAAGGAGACAGUCUCUCAGUACCUGCUGGUUUUGUCAGGAAAAAUAUCUGCUUUGAAUGAAUUAAUCUGCUGAGAUUAAUUCUUAAAUAUAACUGUUGUGUUAGGACCGUAAUUAUGAAAUAGAUAGGUUCGCCUGAACUCGGCAUGGCCUCUAACUGGAAGAUUGCGGUAAACAUGAUAUGUUGUGGGGGGGGGGAAAAUUGAGCAGAAAUUCUAUGGCUUUUUUUGUGUGAUUUGAAAUCAUUGUUUUUCAGGGUUGGUUGGGCAUUGGAUGGAAUUGAAUUCUUCUUUCUCUUUGCACUUUUGUAUUUAAUUUUUAUCACAUGACCCUGACAAACUACAGCAUUCUGUUUU
Messenger RNA from Coregonus sp. 'balchen', 5204 nucleotides. The record is from the annotation of a GenBank genome assembly. NCBI's taxonomy places the organism in Eukaryota, Metazoa, Chordata, Actinopteri, Salmoniformes, Salmonidae.